Molecule: messenger RNA, 1224 nt
Organism: Capsella rubella
Lineage: Eukaryota; Viridiplantae; Streptophyta; Magnoliopsida; Brassicales; Brassicaceae
Product: RNA polymerase II transcription factor B subunit 4
Exons: 11
Coding region: 189-1094 (301 amino acids)
Biological process (GO): nucleotide-excision repair; regulation of DNA-templated transcription
Cellular component (GO): transcription factor TFIIH core complex; transcription factor TFIIH holo complex
Source: RefSeq, a predicted model, not a curated record
UAGCAGCCGAAACUUCGAUUUCUAAAUUUUGGUUCGUAAUCGGAGACCACUAGACUUGUUGUGCAGAUAGAUUCUAUUGGAGAAGUAAAAGCCGAUUUCGCGGCACUGAGUUAGCAUAUCGAAUCUCGUUUCCACCGGGAAGAUUUCCCGGCACACUGUAGUAGUUCUGACUUGGAUUUUGUGUGGCUAUGCCUUCGGUUGCUUCUAAACAGUAUCCAGACGAUGUUAGCCUACUAGUUUUGUUGCUUGAUACAAAUCCCUUUUUCUGGAGCACUACUUCGAUCACGUUCUCUCAAUUCCUUUCUCAUGUGCUUGCGUUUCUGAAUGCGGUUUUGGGGUUAAAUCAAUUGAACCAAGUUGUUGUUAUAGCUACUGGGUACAGUUCCUGUGAGUACAUUUAUGAUUCCUCUUUGACAUCGAAUCAUGGGAGUUUCGAGAGAGACAGAACUGGGAUGCCUCCUCUUUUUGCUUCUUUGCUGAACAAAUUGGAAGACUUUGUUACCAAAGAUGAGGAGCUCAGCAGGGAGGAGGGAAAUGAGGAUAGAACACCUUCUUGUCUCUUAUCAGGAUCACUCUCCAUGGCUCUUUGCUAUAUACAGAGGGUCUUCCGUUCUGGACAUCUUCAUCCCCAGCCCCGGAUUUUAUGCUUGCAAGGUUCCCCAGAUGGCCCGGAACAAUAUGUAGCUGUUAUGAACUCUAUCUUCUCUGCCCAGCGCUUAAUGGUUCCCAUAGAUUCAUGUUACAUAGGUGUACAGAACUCAGCAUUUUUGCAGCAGGCAUCUUAUAUAACAGGCGGUGUACAUCACACACCUAAACAGUUGGAUGGGCUGUUUCAGUAUCUAACGACAAUCUUUGCAACUGAUUUGCACUCCCGCGGUUUUGUACAACUUCCUAAACCCAUAGGUGUUGAUUUUCGAGCAUCGUGUUUUUGCCACAAGAAGACAAUCGAUAUGGGCUACAUAUGCUCAGUGUGUCUAUCCAUUUUCUGUGAGCAUCACAAGAAAUGUUCAACGUGCGGGUCUGUUUUUGGUCAGUCUAAACUUGAUGAAUCUUCAUCUGUUUCUGAUAAGAAGAAAAAAGCUUCUCAGACCUAAAUUCAUCUUUUGUGCCCAACAGAAACUUCAAAUUUUUGUUCAAUAAUUUGUUGUUGUGUUUAGAAUCUAUGUGAACAAAUAUCAAACUGAAAAUCAAUCAAACUACCAUUUUGAUCAUACAACUUUUAAA